Cylicostephanus goldi is the source of this 680-nucleotide messenger RNA. NCBI's taxonomy places the organism in Eukaryota, Metazoa, Nematoda, Chromadorea, Rhabditida, Strongylidae. The record is from the annotation of a GenBank genome assembly.
AUGAUUGAAUUGUUGCCAUCAGAAAUGGCAUAUCGAGAUUUCUUACAUCUGAAAGGAGUUCCAUCGGCUGAAUUGAGGGUUACUAUAGAGAGUAUGCAGCUUCAUAGGCUUGUGAAUCUUGGCUAUUACCUGAAAAAGUAUCCUCUCAAAAAGGAGAAAUUACAGAUGCUACAAUCCCUCUUGUUUGAUAGAUUAGCUAAGUUGGGAGUUGGAAGGCUUGAUGGUUGGAAUUGGAAUCGAUCACAAAAAAUCCCUGCAUUGAAAAAGCCCUCGAAAUUUGGCAUACUGCCAAAAUUUUUUGUAGAUGUCAGACUCGCCGAUGAGGCCGACAGUUAUCUUUGGCCCGAUUAUCCUGAAGAGGAGAGAAAAAAUGAGAGAUUAGCGGCGGAAGCGGUGAAAGAAGGAGCAAGGGCCGCACUAGAAUUACAGAAAAGAGAAGCGGCAAAGGCAAAGGAUUGCAUAAAUCCUUCUUUAUCGACAAUCUUUGCUUCUUCUUCAUCAAAGCCACAGGUGCCGAAUGUCUUAACGAAAGAGCUACCGAAAGAGUUACCGAAGUUCUUUCCAAGCAUUGGAAAUUUGUUAAAAAUGGCGCGUGGUCAAGGAGUCUUCUAUUACAUUUCAUCCGACACCAAAGGAGCUCAGUCACGUGAGUUAUUAAGUUUGGAGGAUGUGGAGUAGCA